AUGGAGAGCAGCAAAGAAAUAAACUACCGAACGGCGCUCCGAAAACCCGACUGUGCCGACAACUGGCUCACCGAGAUUGAGAUCGAGUUUGAAAAAGUGUCUGAAGAGCUCGAGAUGGACAUCACAUUAAUCUUCCCCGUAACCGAGCGGUCCUCCCGACCACGACGAAUCCCCCAGCACCACCAAACACUGGCGGCGUCUCCCCCCCUCCCCCGGCCCGCCUCCAAACCGCCCGCUGCCGCCCCUCCCGGCUUCAGCAUCGUCGACGUCUUUGCCGUCGUCUCUACCGUCGAGCAGCACAAUCCGAAGAUCAAAGACCGAAGCAACGAGCGCGGGUGGACAGAAGGCGUCGUCGAGAUUAAGGGACCGGUUUAG
Morchella sextelata is the source of this 375-nucleotide messenger RNA. RefSeq lists its product as uncharacterized. The coding region runs from base 1 to 375 and encodes 124 amino acids. The transcript is spliced from 4 exons. The record is from RefSeq and is a predicted model, not a curated record. NCBI's taxonomy places the organism in Eukaryota, Fungi, Ascomycota, Pezizomycetes, Pezizales, Morchellaceae.